CUCUGCGCGGGCGCGCGGCGCCCCCUGGCGGCCCCACAGCCGUCCCGUCCCGUCCCGGCGGCCAUGCAGUCUGCGUUCGUCACCGUGGGCACCACCAGCUUCGAUGAGCUGAUCGCCACGGCCCGCUCGCCGCCCGCGCUGCAGGCGCUGCAGAGCCGCGGGGACCAGAAGCUGGUGCUGUAGGCGGGCCGGGGCUCGCUGCCGCUGCCGCAGCGCAGCAGCCCGGCCGUGGCGGUGGAAGCGUUCCGGUUCAAGGACUCGCUGGCUGAGGAGCUGCAGAGCGCAGACCUGGUCAUCAGCCACGCAGGUGCUGGUAGCUGCCUGGAGACUCUAGAGAAAGGAAAACCACUAAUAGUAGUAAUAAAUGACAAGCUGAUGAACAACCAUCAGCUUGAGCUGGCCAAACAGCUGCACAGAGAUGGCUGUGUCCUCUACUGUAACUGCAGGUGCAGAUGGAAGCUUGGAAUUUGGAACCAUUAAUGUCCUGGAUAAAGUGAAGAAAGUCCUGAGUCUACAGAACAAAGGGAUAUACAACACUGAGUACAGGCCUUUGUGGGUGCCUGCCAAGUGGACUAAACCUGUCUUUGAUGCAGCAUCUAGUGGACAAUCUUAUGGAGGGGGACAAGGAGCAUCUGAAGAAGAAGCUGCCGCUGAUCUUACGACCCUUAUUGCUGCAACUGAGGGGACACUCGAAAGCGGUGGACAGAGCAGUGACAUGCCGCUACCGGACGGCCAAAGAGCUGAUUGACACUGUUGAAGCACUAUCAACCUUCCACAUAAAAGGACCAGCAAGGGAGCGUUGCCUUGAGUGUUGCAGCCCCUGUUGUGCUGCGUGGGUAGCUCUAUAUUGUGGGGGCUGUGGUAAAACCUUUUGGUUAGAACAGUCCGGGAUCUGGGGUUUAUGGUGUAAUACCUGCAAGCAUGACUACACCUGGGGGGAAGACUGGCAGAGGGAACUAAGGAGACAGACGGGGCUAGGUACGGCUCUGGAUUUAAAUCUUUACGAGUCUCCUGAGCAGAAAAUCUUUGCCUACUACUGGUGGGAGGUACAGUGUAUUGUGAAAAGAGUUAAAGCUCAAAGUAAGUCAUACAUAGCUUCUGCUAGGUGUAGACAAUUGGUGCCUUUAACACAGCAUUCAGUUGUAGGACCCAUCAAAGGAGAUCCCGAUCAGGCAUUGGACUCCUGCAUCGAGGCCCUACAGAGAUGGAGAUUGCAAGAGUUAGGAUCGAUGAGGUUAAAGACAGAUAAGAAAAGGAAAGCAAGAAAGAAAACAGAAAAAUGAGGCUUAUUUUUGUUAUACUACUGAGUGCUGUGACGGAUGGGGCAGUAGGAGUAACACACUUUAAUCAGCCAAGAGAUAAUAUAUGGAUAAUGCUUGCUAAUCAAACUAACCAAUCAUCACUUUGUCUUAGCCUUGAAGGGGUUACUAACCCAUUUUGAACAUGCUUGGUGGGACUCCCAGUGUGGUCUCCUCGGGAAUUUUGCAGUCUGAUUGAUAACCACACUCUAUGCACGUACAAUAUGACAAACAUUAGGUUACCCACGCAACAAGGGUACACUACAAGUUAAAGUGACAGUUACCACCAAUGCUUAAUAAUCUUAUCACUUAAUAUUACCUUGUACUCUCCUCCAGAGGAGUUGGAUCUCUUCGGAAGUGCAAACGCCAGCAUGACUAACACCUCAAAUGGCGGAUGGUUCAGUUUCGAUCCCUUAGAUCCCCAGAAUUUAAAUCAGCAUAGAGGAACAUGGGCUACCCUAGAUUCAUCCCUGAAUUUGGGUACAGUGUCUCAGCAGCUUUACAGCCAAUGUAAUGGCACUAGCAUCACGGCACCGAUGAAAUUACCCACAGGGAUAUUUUUAAUUUGUGGAGACAGAGCUUGGAAUGGUAUACCAGCCAGGCCACAGGGUGGAUCUUGCUAUUUGCGAAAACUGUCAUUGUUUCAUCCCAAUGUGUCUUUAUUUAUGCAAUUGAGUCAAAAUUCAAGCAGAAAGAGACGCAGCCUGCAUGACUUAGACUGCAGCCAGAUAGGAGACCCACAUUUUGGAGUGAGUUAAAACAAGUGAUAGUUUCAACUGUCUUGCCAGGAGGAGCUUCUAAUAAAGCUAUGAACUUAGCAAAGCAAUUGGGAUGCUGGGCCAAGGAUGAGUUAAGCAAGACGUCAUCAAUUUUAGAUAUGAUAACCGCAGAUGUGCAAAGUGUUAAUCAUGCUGUUUUGCAAAAUAGAGCCGCUAUAGAUUUUUGCUUUUAGCACAAGGGCAUGGAUAUGAAGAGUUUGAGGGAAUGUGCUGCAUGAACUUGUCCGAUCACUCUGUAUCUAUUCAUGCGAAGAUAAAAGAAUUACAGCAGGGACUUCACAAUCUUAAAGAAGAAGAGGGUUUAGGAAUCAACGAAUGGCUUAAAAGCUUAGGACUUUGACCAUGGCUGAGAAACCUUGUGACAUAUGCUAUAGGGAUACUGGGUGUGAUUUUGAUGCUUUUGCAUAUUUUGCCUUGUAUCUUUAAUUGUAUUCAAAAUAUGGUCAGCUGAAUGAUAGAAAAGAACCUGGCAGACUAGCCUCCUUGCCCAAGAACAAAAUGGCGGAAGUGGAGAGUUUUGUCAAAGAGUGGCUUGAGGAGAGGGGACACAGCCAAAUCAAUUUGGUAAAGAUGUCAUAACUAGGGCAGAGGCCCUUUCGCAGGCAGGGUGUCCUUGUUCAUAAAGAAGAUGCUGAAGUUAUACAAGGACGGGGUGUGGAAUGCAGAAGUUGCUGUUCUUGCUAACCACAGGAAUGUAGAUAAAGGCUAAAUUAGGCGGGGUUGACAUGUAUCUGAAUAGCCAGCCCAGAGCUCAGCUUUUGCAAUAUGUAUGAGGCUCAUUAUGUGCUGUAUUUAGGUUGCCGAAUCAAUCAAUAAAUUAGACCUGUUGAUGACCA
This is a messenger RNA of Melospiza georgiana, 2913 nucleotides long. RefSeq names its product UDP-N-acetylglucosamine transferase subunit ALG13 homolog. Gene Ontology annotation, molecular function: hexosyltransferase activity. The record is from RefSeq and is a predicted model, not a curated record. Lineage: Eukaryota; Metazoa; Chordata; Aves; Passeriformes; Passerellidae. Gene Ontology annotation, biological process: dolichol-linked oligosaccharide biosynthetic process.